AAGGUAGAAAUACAAAUACGAGAAAGAGAUGGAGGAGGAGAAGAAAAGCACCUUCAAAGGCCCCACAUUCUGUCCUCUCAAAAGACCACAAGACGUGAUUUUCAUCUUUCUCCACUGCACCAACACAUUCUUUCGCCUCAUUCCUUCUCUCACUCACCCUCUUAUUUCUUCCCAAAACUCCAUAUACAUCCAUAUCUCUAUAGCCAUUAAUUCUUCUACCAUAGCACACAGUUACCAAACCAAAACAUGUCUACUCAAAUUCAAAAUGGUUCUUCCUCCUCAUCACAACAACCACUGAGUCGCUAUGAGUCACAAAAGCGGCGAGACUGGAACACCUUUGGACAGUACCUGAGGAAUCAGAGUCCCCCAGUUCCACUCUCUCAGUGCAACUUCAACCAUGUGUUGGAUUUCCUUCGGUACCUCGAUCAAUUUGGGAAAACCAAGGUCCACUUGCACGGUUGCAUCUUCUUUGGCCAGCCCACCCCUCCUGCACCCUGUGCCUGCCCUCUCAGGCAAGCAUGGGGUAGCCUCGAUGCCCUCAUAGGCCGGCUUCGCGCUGCCUAUGAGGAGCAUGGCGGAUCGCCAGAGACUAAUCCCUUUGGAGGAGGAGCCAUUCGGGUGUACCUGCGUGAGGUCAAGGAGUGUCAGGCAAAGGCUAGAGGGAUCCCAUAUAAGAAGAAGAAGAAGAAGAGAAACCCAAUUCUCAAGGGGACUCAAAGAGCUAAAGAUAUCGAGCAACAAGCUUCUUGAGAUGAUAUAUAUCUAUAUCUAUAUAUAUAUAUAUAUGAUAUGAACGGGCCAUAUACGAGCGAGUUAAUUGGAUAUAGCAGAUUUGGCACUUUGAAAAAAGAGCAUCUCAGCUGCUUGGACCAAAAAUUGUUACAGAAAAUCACAGUGAUAUUUCACUAAGUAGUUCAGAACAGAAUAAUCCUUUUAGGCCCAUUUACUCGCAGUAAAUCUUAAAAUGCAUGUUAGAGAUGUACAACCUUGUAACUUCUUCUAACAUAUGAGACCUCUACUCCAAAAUAGAAACAACAAGAAUGGCUGGCUUUACAUUCUUGCAGUAGUUUUUCCUUAUAGUACUUUCAAGCAUUAUCAACUACGCAAAUAUAUCUAGGCAUUAUAUUGAAAGAGUUGGAAUUUACAUUAAUUUGGAUUAAUUAGUACGUUGUAGUAUGAUGUCUUAAUCUUGAUGUGAACUUCUUGGAUUUCAACUUGAUGCAUAUACUGCUGAAAAUAUUCAAUGUAAA
Molecule: messenger RNA, 1250 nt
Organism: Glycine soja
Lineage: Eukaryota; Viridiplantae; Streptophyta; Magnoliopsida; Fabales; Fabaceae
Product: protein LIGHT-DEPENDENT SHORT HYPOCOTYLS 10-like
Exons: 2
Coding region: 247-750 (167 amino acids)
Biological process (GO): mRNA transcription; response to light stimulus
Cellular component (GO): nucleus
Source: RefSeq, a predicted model, not a curated record